UCCUUCAUACCCACAUCUGCUUGAAGACCAUGGUACAGUGUAUCCUGGGUACGAGAAGCGGAAGUCGAGGUGCACGAGAAUACCGGAAGAGGAACUUGCUAGAAAGCCGAACCCAAGGAAAGUUGAUGUGUCGUCGGCAAAGAUGUCUCAGCAAGGAAACAGGCCUCAGAAUGUGUCAUCCAACUUACUUUAUCCGGCUGAAAAUGAACAGUUGUUCAAUCUCCUUGGGAAGCGAUGUGUGACGCUUGCUACAGGUGUUGUCCAGGUGUACCUGGCCCUGCCGGAGUCCCGUGGUGCCUGGACCAAACGCUGUGUCGGUGUGGCCUGUUUUGUGAAGGACAACCCCAAACGUUCAUACUUCAUACGAGUCUAUGAUGUUAAGAAAUGUGUGUUGAUCUGGGAACAGGAGCUUUACAACCAGUUCAAGUACAACACAGCAGCACCUUACUUUCACACUUUUGCCACUGAUGACUGCCAGGCUGGGCUGAACUUUGCUGAUGAGAGAGAAGCCCAGAGGUUUAAGAGGACCAUCGAGGACAAGAUCAGACAGAAGCAGCAGAAAAAACAAGAGAAGAAACGCCAGGCUCCAUCUGUUCCAGUGCCCACACCACAGCACAUGAAGGUGGCGGAUGUGAGGCCAGACCCGUCAGACAACAUGGCUCUCAGCAAGCGCAAACAGGACAAGGGCACCAUCAAGGGAGACAAGAAAAAGGACAAGAAGAAAAAAUUAACCAAAGCAGACAUCAGCACUCCCACAAAUUUCCAACAUAUAAGCCAUGUUGGCUGGGAUCCUAACACUGGAUUUGAUAUGACAAGCAUGGACCCAGACCUGAAGUCACUGUUUGAACAAGCAGGAAUCAGUCAAGACUUACUGAAGGACAAAGAAACCUCUAAGUUCAUCUAUGAUUUUAUUGAGAAGCAAGGAGGACUGGAAGCUGUCAAGAAGGAGUUUAAGUCCCAGUCUGGUCCUCCACCCCCACCCCCUCCCAGUCGAGGUGGUGCCCCCCCUCCUCCUCCCCCCUCUCGAGGCAGCGGUGGACCUCCGCCAUUGCCUUCUCGAAAUGCAGCAGUACCCCCACCCCCUCCCAUAUCUAGAGACCUCCCCCCUCCCCCCUCCCACUCCCCUGUUAGCCGGAGUGCUGCCCCCCCACCCCCUCCACCCAUUAGCCACCACAGAUCCCCAGGCCCACCCCCUCCCCCUCCCUCAGUAAUGGGAGGUCCACCACCGCCACCCCCACCCCCACCAGGACCCGGUCCUGCUGUAGCACCCCCUCCCCCUCCUCCUCCACCCAUGGGGGGACCUCCACCACCCCCACCCCCAUCGUCAAGUCUGGCUCCCCCCGGUGGCUCGUCUGGUCGGGCAGACCUUCUGGCUUCCAUCCAGAAAGGGAAACAACUGAAACAUGUUGAUGAGAGUCAGCGCCAGGCGCCCGUAGCUGCAGACCCCAGGGGGGAGCUCCUCAGUCAGAUCAGGACAGGAAUGCAGCUCAAACCGGUGAGUGAGUCCGACUCUGCACCUGCAGCAUCUCCCCAGCUGGAUGGCAUGGCAGGUGCCCUGGCACGAGCACUGGCUAACCGAGCCCAGGCCAUCCACUCCAACUCUUCAGAUGAUGAUGACGAUGAUGAUGAUGACUUUGAUGAUGAUGAGGAUGAAUGGGACUAAAAGUGUUCCAGGUCUCUUGCUGUGGUGCUCUUGGUGCAUUCAGAUGUGGUGUUUUGCCGAGUUCCCACAUCCUAAACAACCAACAUGCACAGCAUCUAGUUCUGUUCAGGAUUGCUGACGACUGGGUCACUUAAUAGGGCCUGUUGAAGAUUCUCUCAAUCUUUGUGACUCCUUACUGCUCAAUACAUUUACAAGUCUGCUUCAGUAUAUAUAUGCAUAUCCAGGCCUGGUGAGUUAAUAAUAAGUAAGCAAGAUGGCUGCAACUCUACAGCGUUUAAUUUACAGAGUUAUACAUGUAUUGAAACAUGAGGAAAUGUUGGCCCAAGAGGUCUAAAUGUCAGAUGGGACACAUUUGUAUUUGUAAAACCUCAACAUACAUGUACAAUGUAUGUAAAUAUGGGUGCAGUGAGGGGGUGGUACAGUACAUAGUACAUGUACAUGCAAUCAGCAGAAAUUUGUUCUGGAGAAUAUAGGAUUUGUUCAUAUCUUAUUGACCAUAUUACCAUAUAUACAUUGCAAUUUUCUUUCUUGAUAGUCUUUAAAAUUGAUUUGUUAUAGGAGCCCUAUAGUGAGCAAAUGCAAAUAAGCAGUAGAAUAUAACUUGUUCUGAUGAUUUAAUCAUUGAGAAGGUAAUCUAAUAUUUCAUGUUAAAACAGAUGCUUGGUCUGUAUGGUAAGAGAUUGCUAAGAAUACAUGUAGAUUAUUUUAGUUCCCUUAUAAGACAGUCACAUGUAUAGUCUUACCUCAUGAUUAAACCAUUAUUUUAUAUUAACU
Molecule: messenger RNA, 2437 nt
Organism: Branchiostoma floridae (Florida lancelet)
Lineage: Eukaryota; Metazoa; Chordata; Leptocardii; Amphioxiformes; Branchiostomatidae
Product: neural Wiskott-Aldrich syndrome protein-like
Exons: 12
Coding region: 143-1663 (506 amino acids)
Biological process (GO): actin filament organization
Molecular function (GO): actin binding
Source: RefSeq, a predicted model, not a curated record